This is a messenger RNA of Oryza sativa Japonica Group (Japanese rice), 4757 nucleotides long. The record is from RefSeq and is a predicted model, not a curated record. Lineage: Eukaryota; Viridiplantae; Streptophyta; Magnoliopsida; Poales; Poaceae.
CGAGCGAGCGAGCGAUCUCCAUCCCCAACCUCAACAAUCCCCUUCCCUUCCCCCAUCGCGCGAUGCUGGUGGAGUGUGGCGUCGCGACCUAGCCCUAGCCCUAGCGCCACCGCCACCGCCACCGCCACCGCCUGCUCGCUCGCUCGAUUCCCCGGCUCCCCGUCGCUACCUCGCUACCUCGCCGCGCCGCCACAGCCGCCGGCGCCGUCUCUCACCGGGAUCGGGACAACAAGCGCCGCGCCGUUCAGUCAGGCGACGGGGGCGUGCGUCUCCGCUCUCUGGGGGGCCUCGACGUCGCCUCGCCGGUGUUUCGGAAGACCGUCGGCCUGGUUGGUAUCUCUGAUUGCUUGAUUACUGCUAGGGAAUGGAUGGGUGGAUGUCGUCGACGGGGUGGGUUUAGCUUUAGCGGAUUAGCGCGUAUCACAUCCCCUGAUUCCAGUCGAGUAGACAGGAUAAUAGCAGGUGGAGGGUUUGAAUUUUUUAGUUAUAUAAAAGGAUACCUUACGUUGGUGCUGUUUGAUGGAUUGGUAGAGGUGGUGCUAUUCUUCCCUUCAUCAGAAUGUCAAGCGGCUUGCUUCGUGUGUAGAUUACUACUAGUAUUUUUAGGGUUUGGGUGCCUGCUAAUGUCACCGAAUAGGUUUCGUUAGCUUCUUAUUAAUGUUUUUAAUGCACUUUGUCGCGAUAUGGAUAGCGAGAACUGCUAUUUGUGCCGUUUUGAGAUGGUGUGUGUAAUUUACUAUGUCGUUAUGGGAUGUUUUUUUUUUUGUCUAUUCCUUUGGCUCACGUGUCCCUCCUGCUGCAAUACUCAUUUUUGUUUGUUGGAUGAUCAGUUGUUUGAACCGCUUACCUUUUUUAUAGGCGCAUAUAAAAGUGAUUUGGUGGUCCUGGAGUAUUCAUUUGGUCAUGUAUUCUAUAUUUUGGAAACUUAAGUUUUAAUGGAUUAAUCUAGUGGAGGAUGUAGUCAAGAAUUUUCUUUUGUUGGUUCCUAAGAGAUUUCUUGGCUCGCAAGUUGCAACGCGAAUUGGGCUCUCAUGUAUUUUACUAUUUUAGAAAGCUUUUAAUUAUCACAGAUAUAGUAGCCGAACAGAUUGGAUAUAGCUGUGUAUUCGAGACAUCUGUUUGUUAUCUUAUACAGGGCAUGCUCCGCCACUGAAGUCAAAAUGUAGGGAGAUCUGUUAAGUUGUAUACCAUAUUAGGCUUAGUUUAUUCUUUUAUCUUUCUCCAUUUGUUCUGCUAGGAACUGAGCUAUCCCAUGGCAUCACCACAAGAAUCCAAUUCCUUGUGCUUGAAGCGCAAGCUUGUUGAUGACUGCCUGUCAAAAGAGUGCAAGUCUCGUCGCAUCAAAACUGAGAAGGGACCAUCAUCUGAUUCAUCUGCCAAGCGCUGCAAAUGCUGUUGCACUCGACCUAACCUUGCCAGUGAUUGUGUCAAUUACCUAAAAAGUGGAGUGCCCAGCCGUGUUAUGUUUUACAAACAGGGUUCUUGGCACAAUUUUCCUGAGCAGAUAAUGAAGUCUCUCAUUGAAGAAUUUAGAAGCAAUAAAUCUAGUGUUGUUGCUGUGAUGGACGAUGAGCCUGUUCUUGUUGAUUUCUUGUCGAUGACCCUGGUCAACCUAAAAUCUAGAAAGCAGCGGUCUGUGGCAUGGUUUGAUGACACUGGGAAGUGCUUUUAUCCUUCUCUAUUCUUUGAUGAGGAAGCUGAUGAAGUGGCUAAAGUAGGCGGUGAUUUUGAGGGCGCCACACAGGGAAUAAUGUUGGAUAAGGUUGCAAAUUCUCCACCAGAAGUGGUGAAGCAAGUUGUCCUUGAAUCUAGUCCUCCAGUUCCACAGAAGCCUGCCACUGCAGACAUAUUACGCAAAAAGAUCGCAUCUGUGGAACGAGGCAGUGAAGGCUUUCUUUUUGCGCAGGACCUUUUCCUCUCUGGCAUGGGUCCAUUUGCAACGCCAAAUAAUAUACUGCACAUCCACCGCUACUCUCCGAAUGAUAUCACUGCACAGUGUAGACUUCAAGCUUUUGAAAAACAAAUGAUGUCCACCAAGGAAGAACGUGGUGAUGCAAAUGUAAGGUAUGGAUGGCUGGGAUCUAGGAAGAAUGACAUAGUUAGGAUCCUAAUUAAUGGUUUUGGUAACAAUGGAAAACCUGCUGAGAAGGCAGGCUUGAGUGCUGGUGUUUAUCUUUCACCAGAAGACCGAGCAUUUUCCAGUGUUGGUCUUUGUGAUGUUGACGAAAAAGGAGUGCAAUAUAUGUUGCUCUGCCGGUUGAUUUUGGGGAACAUGGAGGCUGUCAUGCCUGGAUCACAAGAUUCUUUUCCAAGCAGUGACAUAUAUGAUUCUGGUGUUGAUGAUUGCUCAAAUCCAAAGUGCUACGUCAUGUGGCCAUCUCAUCUUAGCACCCAUAUUCGUUUAGAAUAUCUUGUUAGUUUCAGGCUUUCCUCGAAAGUUCGAAAUUAUUUACUUGGUUUGAAGGGUUUAUGGUUUCACCCAUCACCAAAGGAAGUUGCGGUGGAUAUUUCUACUCUUGUACCUGUGAGGCAACCUAGUUUUCUUCGUUUCUUCUUUUCCAUUGACACUCUGGUUUUCCAGCUAGAUGUGCAUGUACUGCUAACAGUGAUAAUGAGUGGAAAUGCUGAGGGACCAACUUCCCCUUGGAUAUCCUUCAGAGUUCUUUUUGCCAUGAUUCAAGAAAAUAUAUCAUCGGUAGCAAGGGAAUUGCUCUUCCAUCAUUAUGAAGAGCUGAAGGAAAACAAAAUAACUCGUGAGGAGAUGGUAAAGCAAAUGAUAAUAUUAGUUGGAGAGAAGUUGCUUUUGGAAACCUUGAAGAGGCUUCAUUACUGUCCAUCAUUAUGGUAUAAAUCUGCUGGCAAAAUAGCAUCUUCUGAUCCUGCGAGGACAGCUGCAGAAGACAGGUCUUUGGAUCAAACUGGGAAUUGUUCAUUAAUUGUUAGUGUUGCGCAUGGUGAUUCUCAUGCCCCAAAUGCAGUAGCUGAAAACAGCACCAGUCUUUGCACCAAAGGAUGUGAUACUCCUGCAACAGGCAUGAUUUCCAAGGGCUAUGAUUCUCUGGCACCAAAAGGUGUGCCGGAAACUUCUACUUCUGUCGGCCCCGUACAUGGGGCUUCUCCAAGUGUGGAACCCAAAGUGAGGGAUUCUCCUAUACAAACCGUUUUAUCAGGAAACAUUGCUACUGAUUGUGCCAAAAGGCAAGAUCCAUUGGUAUCAAGAGUGGCACCUGUAGCUCAUAAUGGCCUUUUAAGGAUGCCAUCUGGAAAAUCAGCAUCUCUCGCAGCGCAAGUUUGCAAUUCUGUUAGACCAAGCACAGGACCUUCAGGUCGUGCUUCUACAGAACCAAAUAAUGCCUCUAAAAGUUGUGGGAUUUUUGCUCCGGGUAUCAGGCCAAAGGGUGGUGAAUCUCUUGUUCCUAGUUUGGCAUUAGGAAAUUCCAAAUAUGCAGGUGUAGAAGGUCUCAAUUCUGCACCAAGAGCGACACCUCCGGGUAUUAGGCCAAAGGGCGGUGAAUCUCUUGUUCAUGGUUUGGCAUUGGGAAAUUCCAAAUGUGCAGGAGCAGAAGGUAUCAAUUCUGCACCAAGAGUGACUCCACUGGGUAUCAGGCCAAAGGGCGGUGAAUCUAUUGCUCCUAGUUUGGCAUUGGGAAAUUCCAAAUGUGCAGGUGCAGAAGGUAUCAAUUCUGCACCAAGAGUGACUCCUCCGGGUAUCAGGCCAAAGGGCGGUGAAUCUAUUGCUCCUAGUUUGGCACUGGGGAAUUCCAAAUGUGCAGGUGCAGAAGGUCUCAAUUCUGCACCAAGAGUGACACCUCCCGGUAUCAGGCCAAAGGGCGGUGAAUCUUUUGUUCCUAGUUUGGCAUUGGGAAAUUCCAAAUGUGCAGGUGCAGAAGGUCUCAAUUCUGCACCAAGAGUGACACCUAAAGACAAGGAGUUUCUUUCAUUGAGUAUUUCAUCACAACAAAGCCCAGUUCUUAAUUCAGGUAAAGGCCAUGAUGGGACAUCAGGUGCCGCACGUCCAGUACAUGCACCAGGGCAUGGAAAUCCUAAAGCUUUGGCCACUGAGGCCCGUGGUUCUCUAUCUCUGAGUAUUGCACCGAAUGUCCAUGACCCUCCAGCAUCAAGUAAGGAGCCUAAGGACGAUGCAUCUCCAAUAGCAGGCAUGGUCUCAGAAAGCCAGCACUCUCAAGCACCUAAUGCAGUCACCAAGGGGUAUAAUGCUCCCACACCCAUACCUAAGGAGUCAAAAGGCCAGCAUUUACAGAGUGGAGUGCACAGUCAAUCGUCUGGGCCAGACGAUGCUAGCAGCAGCAAUGUCGCUCGGGCAGCUGAUACCAUCGUCGCCCUAUCAACUCUUCGAGAGAAGGGCAGGUAGAUGUUGCAGCCCCUUGUGCUGAUCGCUCUUUGCUUUUUGCUGGGCCGUUCUCUAGUGCUGUACAUGUGAUGUGAAUGUUAUACACCGUCCUGCCCAAAAAGCGUUUACCGUCGUACCAUGGUCCAUGGGUCGGUCCGUUUAACUUAUAGGUGGUGUAAACCGGUUGGAUGGAUUCGUUUGUUGUAGGUUACCUGUCACCUUGUCGACUUGAACGUGAAUCGUUGCACAUCCCUGGCAGUAAACUUUGUCAUGGCUGGUAUCUUCGGUGUCCGUAUGGGUUGUGUUGCCUCGGUGUCCGUAUGGGUUGUGUUGCUUCGGUGUCCAUAUGGGUUGUGUUGCCGGUUUUCCAGUUAGCUAUACAUACCUGCCUAGUUCCCAUGUCAAA